AUGUUAUCUUUCCAGGAGGGCAUCGCCAUAACACAGAAAUCCUCUCAUGAGUAUGGCGCAUACUUCCACGAUAAUUGGUGCAUCGGCUCAGUCCCGCACGGCGGAUACAUCACAUCGUGUUUUCUACAAGUCGCAAAGACACACUUCUCAAAGACACUGUCCAGCCAGAACCAGCCGCAUACGAUAACACUGCACGUCGAGUUCGUGAGGAGGACCGAGGUCGGCCCCGCAACGUUCAAGGUCCGCGACGUCAAGGUCGGUCGGCUCACCUCGACGGUCCACAUCUCGCUCUUCCAGAACGGGCGCGAGGAGGUCAUAGGGUACCUGACGAACUCGAACAUCCCCAGGGCAGAAGGGCCCUCCUACGACACGCGGUGGCGCCUCGAGCCGGCCCCUCGGCCGCUCGGCAGCACCGCCGCGCUGGAGGCCGGGUCUGACGUCGAAUGGAAGGAGCAGAAGUCGAUGCCCUUCUCUGACUUCAGGAAGGCAUCGCAGAAUAUCCGCUUCUUCUUCCCCGCGCACGGGCAGCCGGCCCCAGGCAUCGCCGACCAGUGGAUGGCCUUCCGCAACGGGGAGCGCUUCACCAACGCCAGCCUCGGCAUGGUGGCCGAUAUGUUCCCGCAAAUCCCCGAGUCGUUCAGGGCGCGCUCCGACCCCUAUGCCGUCGGAGGUGCAGACUCGGCGGCGGCGGCGGCGGCGAAGGAGAAGAGCGCGGCAAAGUUCUGGUACCCGACCCUGCUGCUCAACCUGGACGUCAAGAAGGCGCUGCCGGAGGAGGGCGUUGAUUGGCUGUUUGUCAGGACGAGGGCCAAGCAGAUCCGGAAUGGUCGCUAUGAUCUUGAGGUGGUCGUCUUGGACGAGGUUGGUGAUAUUGUGGCCCUUAGCCACCAUGUGUGUAUGAUCCUGCCGGCAGCGCGGAACCUCGCAGCACGGAAUGGGGCGAGCAAGGAGGCGAAAUUAUGA
Messenger RNA from Diaporthe citri, 963 nucleotides. RefSeq lists its product as uncharacterized. The record is from RefSeq and is a predicted model, not a curated record. NCBI's taxonomy places the organism in Eukaryota, Fungi, Ascomycota, Sordariomycetes, Diaporthales, Diaporthaceae. The coding region runs from base 1 to 963 and encodes 320 amino acids. The transcript has 2 exons.